Molecule: messenger RNA, 7118 nt
Organism: Sarcophilus harrisii (Tasmanian devil)
Lineage: Eukaryota; Metazoa; Chordata; Mammalia; Dasyuromorphia; Dasyuridae
Gene: ASXL1
Product: ASXL transcriptional regulator 1
Exons: 13
Coding region: 350-4885 (1511 amino acids)
Biological process (GO): positive regulation of transcription by RNA polymerase II; animal organ morphogenesis
Cellular component (GO): PR-DUB complex
Molecular function (GO): chromatin binding; peroxisome proliferator activated receptor binding; DNA binding
Source: RefSeq, a predicted model, not a curated record
UUCUCUCUUUUGCCCCCACCUUCAUGAACGGACCCUUCCUCGGAGUAACAGACGAGAGUGGGGAGAAGCGGGAAGGUGGUGGGAAAUAUUUAGGCUUAUUCAUCCCAGUCCCCCUCCCAAAAUUUUCUGGUGUAUUAGAAAACUACUCUGAUGCUCCAAUGACACCAAAACAGAUUCUGCAAGUCAUCGAAGCUGAAGGAUUAAAGGAAAUGAGGAAUAUACAGCUGUGAGAGUUGGACUAUAAGGAAAGCUGAGUACCGCAGAAUCGACAUUUUCAGAUUGUGUUGCUGGGGAAGACUUUUGAGAGUCCCUUGGACAUGGGACAUCCCCCUUGGCUUGCCUCAAUGCUAUGCUUCAUUCCAAUUCUCGAGGUGGUGAGGGACUCUUUUACAAACUUCCUGGACGAAUCAGCCUUUUCACACUCAAGAAGGAUGCCCUGCAGUGGUCUAGAAAUCCAUCUGUGCCUGAGGGAGAAGAGCUGGAGGAUACAGCAGAUGUAGAAAGCUGUGGAUCCAAUGAAGCCAGCACUGUGAGUGGUGAUAAUGAUGUAUCUCUUGAUGAAACCUCUUCCAAUGCCUCCUGUUCUACAGAGUCUCAAGGUAGAACUAUCUCUACUCCCAGGGAGACAUACAGAGCUGCUUCACAGACAAGCAAACCGAAGAAAAAGACUGGGGUGAUGCUACCUCGAGUUGUCCUGACCCCUCUGAAAGUAAAUGGUGCACACAUGGAAUCUGCAUCAGGAUUUUCUGGACGGCAUGCUGAUGGAGAGAGCAGUAGCACAUCUAGCAGCAGUUGUAGCUCCCUGGCUCUGUGUAGCACUGCCAUUCGAAAUCGGGUGGAAAUUACCCGUGACCCUCCCCAGAUUUUACGAGGUAUCCGGAAACCAGCAACAGGGCAAAUGAAACGCAACAGAGGGGAAGAGAUAGAUUUUGAGACACCUGGUUCUAUCCUUGUCAACACAAAUCUUCGUGCCCUGAUAAAUUCUCGAACCUUCAAUGCCCUUCCUUCACAUUUCCAGCAACAACUUCUCUUCCUCCUGCCUGAGGUGGACAGACAGGUUGGGACAGAUGGCCUAAUGCGACUCAGCAGCAGUGCUCUGAAUAAUGAGUUUUUCACCCAUGCGGCUCAGAGUUGGCGGGAACGCUUGGCUGAUGGUGAAUUCACUCAUGAGAUGCAAGUCAGAAUACGACAGGAAAUGGAGAAAGAAAAGAAGAUAGAACAAUGGAAAGAAAAAUUCUUUGAAGAUUACUAUGGACAAAAGUUGGGUUUGACCAGAGAAGAGGCCCUGCAGCAGAAUUCUAGCCAGGAAGAAGCUGAACUCAAGGGUGGCAUGUGCGUUCCAGGGGAAGCAGCGCGACCGCAACGUAGUCCUGCUACACGUCAGCGGGAUGGCCACUUCAAGAAACGUUCUAGGCCAGACCUUCGCUGCAGAGCCAGAAGAAGUCUGUAUAAGAAACAUGAACCUGAACAAACAGAAACCACUAAAGAGACAACACCUGUGGUAGCGGAUUCUUCCCUUUAUAAAGAAGAAAAGGCUGAAACAGAUUUGACAGAAGGAAGCGGUCCAUGUCUGCCUGGUGUGUCCUCCGUGGAAUUAAAACCAGAUGUCCCAGAAACACCAAUUGUGACCAUGACUGCCAGGAUCCAAAACAGUUCAGAGGUCCUGGCCUUAGCCUCUACUUCUCUCAGCAGAAUUCCUAGCUUGCCCCAGGAGAAUACUGACCAGGAGGCAAAGGACCAGAAACGGAAGUCCUUCGAGCAGGCAGCCGCUUCCUCCUUUCCCGAAAAGAAGCCCCGGCUUGAAGAUCGUCAGUCCUUUCGUAACACAAUUGAAAGUGUUCACCCCGAAAAGCCGCAGCCUACUAAAGAGGAGCCCAAAGUCCCGCCCAUCCGGAUUCAACUUUCACGUAUCAAACCGCCCUGGGUGGUUAAAGGUCAGCCCGCUUACCAGAUAUGCCCCCGCAUUGUCCCCAACACAGAACACUCCAGCCGGGGCAGAACUGGUGCCAGAACUCUCGCAGACAUUAAGGCCCGCGCUCUGCAAGCCCGAGCCCAGAGAGAAGCUGCCACAGCCUCCAUUGGAGGUGGGGGUGGGCCAGGGGGAGGUGGUGGAGGGAACACCGAUGAAGGAGGCGGUGGAGGUGAGGCUAGUGACCAUCCCGAGCACAGGGGAGCCAAGAGGACUCACGGAAGGUGUGCGCCAAAUAUACAACGAACACAACUAUUGCCGCCUGGUCAUGUCAUAGAUGGGGAACAAGCCGUGUUAGAGACUCCUGAAGGCGACUGGCUGCUGUCUGAGAAAGACAACUUGUCCUCUCCUCCCAUGGGAGAAGAAGGCUGCAUGUUUCAGAGAAUUGCUGGCAUUCUCACAAGUGAGUCAGAAGAGGCUCUGCCACCUCUCACUGUUGUUUCUCAUGACCAGCCAAAUGAUGCUGUGGUGCAGUCAUCUUCCGACACCCUAGUUCAAGACAGGUUGAAUGAGAAGCCUGAUUUGCCUACUGAUGUAAGGACUGAACAUGAGUCUUGUGCCACUUCUCAGAAAGGGAAGAGUGACGAACAGGGACAGACAGUUGUCUCAGAGAAUGAUUCUAUUCAGUCUCAGGUAGGAGAAGUUGUCUUAGAAAAGGCUGACCAGGCCCAAAGUUUGGACUCUAAUUCCACUGUGAAGGACUCUAUACAUUCAUUGGUACCCAGUCUAAUCCCUGAUUUGUUAUUGGAUGAAAGGCAGCAAGAUGGACUGUUGAAUGAGGUAGGACUUAAUGACCCAAAUCCACCCACAAAGGAAAGCAGCGCUGGCCAAGAGAACUCGAAAGAUGAAGAAGCUCUUGUUGCUGACAGUGUAACUUCUUGGUUAUCUGACUCAUCCAAUGUCCAGACAGUACAACAGCAAGAGCUGGACUCUAGGGAAAGCACCUCAACUAUUGAACUGCACAAUGGAAGUGACCCAGAGAAAAAGGUUACUUCUCAAACAUUGGAUUUACUCAGUUGCCACCCUGCAACCCGAGAUAGCAUUAAUCCUUCUGAUAAUCUUCCUCAACUUUGGGAACUCUCAACACAAGGAGAUAUGGAUAAUGUCUGUAAACAGAUUGAAGAAGUUCAAACACUUAAAAUUAAUGGAGAUUGUGAAGCACUGAGUACUCACAGUGAGUCAACAGACACGGCCUCUGACUUGGAAGCUGAGCUAACAGAAGACAGUGCAGAGACAGAUCCAGAUCCGGGCCUCCAACCCAGUGCUGGGCAAGCUGCUGUUGGACAAGAAUCUUCGUUUGUGAGCGUGGCUGAGAAACGUGAUUGGAAUCAAUCUGACUCUUCUUUAAAUACUAACGGAGAGCCGUGCAAGGCAGACUUGCUUUCAGUAACUGCAGUGGACAAAGGGCUUGAGCUUCAAAGCUGGGUGUCUCAUGUAUCUGUUCCUCUGGAGCCCACUGAGUCUUUACCACAAGUCAGUUCCGAAAAACAACCAGGGUCUCCAUGCCUUGCCCAUACGAUGCCAUCAGCCGAGGCCAAUAAUCCACUGGUGAUGCAGUUGCUACAGGGCGACUUGACCUUGGAGAAGGUACUGCCAGCAGCACAUGAUACUACCAAAUUGGAAGCUACACAGCCAUUAUCUGAAAACAUGGAGCAGAGUAGCAAUGGUUCUUUUGGAGAAUCUGCUCACGAUCCUGAGACAGAUGGAAAUGUUGCCGGGAGAAAUAGCUCUAUCUCUAGUCCCCCAAGGGCUUUAAGGGAUCUGCUUCCACAGGAAUGCCAUAAUCCUGGGGCAGUGUUUCCUAAGCCCAAGAGUAUGCAGGCUGUCCCUAACACUCCCCCAAAGAUCUCCAAGGUUAUCCCUGAUGCAGGCUCCCCACAGCCAUCGGCAAACCUGGUAGGAUCUUCUGGGAAAGUGGAAGAAAUGGAGUCCAAAGAAAAAUUCUCUUCCUGCAGUUUUGAAGAGCAAAAAGAGUUGACUGUAUCCCCCAGCCUGCCACAACACAAUAAUGUAGAUUCAGCCCUGGGUAAAAGUCCAGGAAAGCAAACUACCACGAGGAUACCUCGGUUCUUGUCUCCAAAUGUGAUCUCCAUUGGUCCCAAUCAAAUCUCUGGGGCCCCAGUGGACAAAACCUAUGUUGGUGGACAAGGGAAAAAGCUUUUUGGCUCUGGAUUCCUUGGGAACACAGCUGUGGCCCUGAAUCAUUCCAGGUCAGUGGAACCCCUGCCUCCCAACAUCCCUAACGUGGAGCCAGCUUUUCCUAGUAAGAAACCAGGAUUAAGCAAAAGCAUAGUAUCUGGAGGAGGAGGAGAAGAUGGAGGAGGAGUCCAGACAUCAAGAGCCGAAUGGUCCUCAAAGCAACCCCCCAGCUCUUUUAACAGCAUCAAGAAUGAGAACGUGUUGGCCUGUGGGGGUGGCCCUCCCAAGAGUAAUGCAGAGAACAAGAAAGCCAUUGGCCACAAACCUUUUGAACUCAUGGAGCAUUUUCAAGGGAUGCCCCUUGUCAUGGAUUUGCCAUUCUUCAAGCUCCCCAGAGAACCUGGAAAAGGGCUCAAUCAACCAUUAGAACCUUCUUCCAUCCCCUCCCAGCUCAAUAUCAAGCAGGCAUUUUAUGGGAAGCUUUCUAAGCUGCAGUUGAAUUCUGCCAGUUUUAAUUAUUCAUCUAGCACACCGGCCUUUCCCAGAAGCCUAGCUGGGAGUGUGAUGCAGCUUAGCCACAAAGCAAACUUUACUGCAAACCACAGUGCAUCACUCUCUGUGCAAAUGUUCACCGAUAGCAGCAACAUGGAAGAAAUCUCACUCAAAUGCUCCUGUAGCCUAAAAGCUAUGAUUAUGUGUAAAGGAUGUGGGGCAUUUUGUCACGAUGACUGUAUAGGACCCUCAAAGCUUUGUGUAUUGUGCCUUGUGGUGAGAUAAUAAAUUAUGGCCAUGGGAAAAAAAAUGUAUAUUUAGUGUGUGUAUUUUGAUAAUGAUCUGAAAUCUGUACACAAGAAAAUAUUAUUUGUUAUAAUAGAGACAAUAUUACACUGAGCAGGAACCACGCCUGUUUUCCCUCCCCCCAAGUCUACAACACUCAAGUCUUCUGUUCACUGAGCUUCUCGGGUUUGCAGAAGAUCAUCUCUUACUGAAGGGGUUUUUUUCUAACUCAACACCAUUAUAGAGACUUUGUUGAACCUCCCAAGUCUAACCCCUGAAUCUGAGAGGCUGCCUGCCUUCCAGUGGGUCCUGUGUAGGAGCCACUUGACCUUCAACAGAACUGGUAAGAGGAGCUAGAAGGCUGAGUUCUCUAUGAGGGGCCGAGUUAGGUUAGGAGCUUCCUUGCUUAAACAGAACAAUUUCAGUCUUCCACUUGAUUCUUGUCACCUGUUUUUCUGCUACUUUGCAACAAGUCAGCAUUUUCCUCCCCAACUGACUGCCCGACUGCCCUCCUGCCCUCUCUCCCACUCUCCUAAGUGAAGGGAGAAUCUUUGAGCUCCUCAGAGCCGAGUGAGAUUGCAGUAACUCAGCCCUGUCAUGCAGGGCUAUUGACCCACGUUUAGGCGAUUGCUUAGAUGGAGCCAUUUUGACCCUGGGGAAUUUCAACAUGAGGAGUUCCUGCCUUCCACUCCUGAGAAGCAAAUUUGGAAGUUUUCCUGCCUUGACAUCUCUCACCGGAUUGAAAGGAUCCUAGACCUGUCGGAAUUAUGGGUUUGGAAUUGGGAGGGAAGGGAGCCAGUUUUCUUGUUGAAAGACCACACACUGCUGCUGUCUCAAGACCCUGCAACUCAGGAGUUCAGUAGUGGGGCAAGUGACUUUCCACCUCAGAGACCUUCUCCAGACCAUUUUGGACUUGCUGUGAGUCGGCAGCUGUGUACGUGAAAGUCAUUUUACAGUUCAAAGCAGUGUGUGUUUCUUAUUUUUAUAUUUUUAACUCUUUAUUCUUGGAUGUAUAAAGUGAAAUAUUUGGCUCUUGUAAGUAUACUCUAUGCAUCUCUAAUGUUUUAUCAUGUAUUUAUAUGUUGUACACAGUACUGGCCAAUUCUGUAAAUGGAUGUAUUGUACAUAGAACAUAAAGGUCUGUUCCCUUAUUUUCAGUCUUCAGCAGUAUUGCAUUCAAAUGGUGUUAGUUACUAAUUUACAUCUGUAGUCAGAGCCACUGUAUUCUGGUCCAUCCGAUGUGAGGGUGGGCUCAAGGAGGUAUUUCCUGUCAGAUCCGCCAGGCUCUCUCUCACAGAGGUAAUUGUGGGUAGGCUGACUGCAGGUGCAAUUUCAAGGUCAACCUGCCUACACCUUGCCGAACAAAUACAUUUUGCUCCUUUGCGCCUUCUUUUUAAAGGUCUAAAUUCUGCAGCCGUGGUUUUUUGCUGCCACAUACAUCGUAGCAGAUCUCCAGGAACAUUUACAAGGAGGCGCCCUUUGUCACGGACAGUAUUAAUUGCUGUGGGGCCCCCUCACAUGUUCCUCGGCAGCACGAGGAGUGUCCUCACGGGUUUGAAUUCAGUGUAGUGAGCUAACUGUAAGGGAGCCCAGUAAGCCUGAUCGUCUUGGAAAAUGUGGUCGCGUGGGUUGGUUUGGCCUGACUUUGGAUGGUAGAAUUGGGAAGAUAAGAGUAUAAUGUUGGUUUUCCUCCCCAGCCGAUUUUUAGUGAGUAGGCUCAUCUGUCAGUCUUCAUGCUCUGUCCCCUCUUCUUCCCUGUUCCUCCCUUUCUUGUAUCCUUUCUUGUUACAUACUUGACUCUCCUGUUUAAUUUUAAUUUCCCCAUGUGAGUGCUUCUGUAAGAAGUAUACAGUUUGUAUGGCAACAGUGCAUUUAAUUGAAUUGAGUCAGGAUCAUUCACUUGUCCCUCUCUGGCCUCUCCCCCUCCCUCAUCCACUUCUUCCCUUUAAAUUCAUUGUGGCAACUUUGUGAUAUGAAGUAUGAGAGAGAACAAAGUGGUGAUUUGAAAUGCGGUAUUGGCAAGUCGGUGACAAUUUCAAAAGCCUGUUUACCAAAGAUAGGGAGCAGAGAGCCCAAGCCCUUUUGAGCCUCUUCUUCCUUCUUCGCUGUGUCCUUUGGGGCCACUAUAGUGUACAGUUUGAAACUGGUCUGGCCUGCAGAGCUGUCCAGAGAAAGCACUGCUCUUGUAUGUCCCUUGUGGUAUUGGAAAAAAAUAAACUUUCUGUAAAAUCUG